GGCCAUGAAACAGGUCGCUGGUUCCAUGAAACUGGAAUUGGCCCAAUAUCGUGAAGUCGCCGCCUUCGCCCAGUUCGGUUCAGAUUUGGACGCUGCCACCCAACAAUUGUUGAACCGUGGUGUUCGUCUCACUGAAUUGUUGAAACAAGGACAAUACGUUCCAAUGGCCAUUGAAGAACAGGUCGCUGUCAUCUACUGUGGUGUACGUGGAUACUUGGACAAAAUAAGAGGAGACCAAUGA
Molecule: messenger RNA, 241 nt
Organism: Hermetia illucens (black soldier fly)
Lineage: Eukaryota; Metazoa; Arthropoda; Insecta; Diptera; Stratiomyidae
Product: ATP synthase subunit alpha, mitochondrial-like
Exons: 1
Coding region: 5-241 (78 amino acids)
Biological process (GO): proton motive force-driven ATP synthesis
Molecular function (GO): ADP binding; ATP binding; proton-transporting ATP synthase activity, rotational mechanism
Source: RefSeq, a predicted model, not a curated record